CAUUUCCUGAGGUGUGCCAGAGUUAUUUUAAGCUUAUGACGAUGUUCCUCUCUAUUUGCAUCUAUUUUUUUUUAUUUUCACUGCCCCUGUCCUAUAUGCACCCCUUCCCCCAUAACCAUUAAUUUAUUCCACUGCAAUUCCAUAUAGCACCUUCUGACGUCCACUAUGAACGCUCUGACGAACUAAGGUCCAGCUUUAAAAGAAAUGUAUUUUAAUAAAGCCAAGACCCUUGCAAGCGUGUUCCAGUUAUCAGUAGCAUGUCCAGUAAGCAAAAACACAGAUGUAAUCUUUAUCUAAGUGCUCUCUAAUAAUCACCAAAAGGUGAGCUAAGGACUUUGAGGAAGGUCAAGAAGAUACCCAAGACCAAGAAUCAUUUUGCUGGAGGAACAGUUGUAUGUUAAAGCUCCGCAGUUCUAAAUGUAUGGAGGACAAAUGUACUGCACCUUCUCACAGUUAUUAAUGAAAUAGCCAGACAAGGCUCUGGAAGAAGAUGGCUUUCCACGUGGAGGGGCUAAUUGCUAUAAUCUUGUUUUAUUUGGCUAUUCUAUUUGUUGGUAUCUGGGCUGCCUGGAGAACUAAGAACUCUCGUGGGGAUGGAGAUCCUAGAGAAGGAAUUUUUGUGGGUGGCAGAGACAUUGGAUUGCUAGUUGGUGCUUUUACUAUGACUGCAACAUGGGUUGGUGGAGGCUAUAUCAAUGGAACAGCAGAAGCCGUGUAUGUGACAGGCUAUGGUCUGGCUUGGGCUCAAGCACCAAUUGGCUAUGCCCUCAGCCUCAUUGUAGGUGGUCUGUUCUUUGCAAAGCCUAUGCGGUCCAAAGGAUAUGUGACCAUGCUGGAUCCUUUCCAGCAGAUAUAUGGAAAACGAAUGGGAGGUUUGCUUUUCAUACCUGCACUGAUGGGGGAGAUGUUCUGGGCUGCUGCCAUACUCUCUGCUUUAGGUGCCACCAUAAGUGUUAUAGUGGACAUUGACAUCAACAUUUCUGUAGUAGUGUCUGCUUUGAUUGCCAUCUUCUAUACCCUUGUUGGUGGACUGUACUCUGUUGCUUAUACAGAUGUUGUUCAACUAUUCUGCAUCUUUGUGGGAUUGUGGAUCAGUGUACCUUUUGCAAUGAUGCAUCCCUCAGUUACAGACAUCACAGUGACAGCUGUGGAAGAAGUCUACAAGGAGCCUUGGAUGGGCAGCAUUAAGAAUGGAGAUAUCUGGUCUUGGAUUGACAGUUUCAUGCUUCUGACGCUAGGAGGAAUUCCCUGGCAGGCCUAUUUUCAGAGGGUCUUAUCUGUUUCGUCUGCAACAUAUGCUCAAGUACUCUCUUUCUUAGCUGCUUUUGGUUGUUUGAUAAUGGCAAUUCCUUCCAUUCUAAUUGGAGCCAUUGGAGCCUCCACAGACUGGAAUCAAACCUCAUAUGGCUUACCUGAUCCGGAGUCCAGAGAAGAAACAGACAUGAUUCUACCCAUUGUACUUCAAUAUUUGUGUCCACCUUACAUCUCCUUCUUUGGACUUGGUGCAGUAUCUGCUGCAGUAAUGUCAUCAGCCGAUUCUUCCAUCCUAUCAGCCAGUUCAAUGUUUGCCAGGAAUAUUUACCAACUUUCAUUCAGGCAAAAUGCAUCAGAGAAUGAAAUUGUCUGGGUGAUGCGGAUUACUGUGUUUAUAUUUGGAGCUGCUGCCACAGCUAUGGCAUUACUGGCAAAGUCAGUUUAUGGACUUUGGUACCUGAGUUCUGACCUGGUCUAUAUUGUCAUCUUCCCACAACUUCUUUGUGUUCUGUUUAUCAAAGGAACCAACACUUAUGGGUCUGUUGUAGGAUAUGUGUUUGGUCUAUUCCUCAGAAUAAGUGGUGGAGAGCCAUAUCUCCACCUGCAGGCACUUAUCUGUUAUGGAGACUGCUACCUGGACAAGAAUAACAUCGUUAUGCAAAGAUUCCCUUUCAAAACUCUUUCCAUGCUGGUUUCAUUUCUAGCAAACUUAUCUAUCUCUUACUUUGCAAAGUAUCUGUUUGAAACGGGAAGAUUGCCACCAAAAUUCGAUUUCUUUAAUGCUGUGGUGGCUAAGCACAGUGAGGAGAACAUGGACAAGACAACUUUAGUGAAGAGUGACAAUAUUAAUUUAUCUGAGUUAGCUCCAGUAAAGCCAAGACAAAGCCUGUCACUGGGUGCAACAUUUGUAAAUAAGGAGGCCAUCAGUGACUUGGACUCAAGCCCAGAGUCUCCCGACAUAGAAAACAAGAACCUGUGAUAUAGCCAUAGAAACACUGCUGCACUUGCAUAGUAAGCAAUGAACAUUGUACACUGAAACACAAAGGGUAAGCAGUAUUUAUUACGGAGUUAUGGUUUUAGAAAGCCGUCAUUGCACAAUUCACCACAAGCAUCAUAACAUCUUCUCAUAAUGAAGAAACUUGUAUUAUGUCUUCUCCGUCCUUCCGCAAUUGAUGGAUAUUAUGUGAAUCCUUCAUUACCCAAAUGUUUGUGAUGUCUUAGUAUUUGCAGGCUUUGAUCUUAUUUUUUGAAGAUUUUAGCAAUAAGUGAUAUGUUCAAAGGGAUAAAGAAACACAAACAAGUGGGAUAUUCAAAGAUAGCCAAACCAAUACAUGCAUUGUCUAAGAAUAUUAAGUGCACACUUAUUUUUUAACAUGUUGGUAUAGCUUUUUUCAUUUAGUUUCCACGCUAUAAUAGGUAAAAACUUUAUUAUUUUGCACAGUUUUUACAGUAACAUUUGUCCACAAAAUGUAUGGUUUAAAUUGCCCAACCGCAAGUGAUAAUUCACAAACUUUUCGGUUACUUGGUGUAUGGUGGAAAGUUAAUGACGAUGAACCAUGUGGCUGCAAGCUCUGUUAAAUCAUCCUUGUACUCUGCCACCCUGAAACCUAAAAAUUUGUAUGAUGCCUGCUGUGGAAACCAUGUGUUUGCUUGCCUCCUCUGGGCAGAGCAUAGAGUUACUUAAAGUAUUCAAAAAAUCCAAUGGGAACUAGUUUUGCAUUACUAAAGCUGGAGAGUGCAAAAUCU
Messenger RNA from Rana temporaria (common frog), 3000 nucleotides. It is a transcript of the gene SLC5A7, whose product is annotated as solute carrier family 5 member 7. Gene Ontology annotation, biological process: synaptic transmission, cholinergic; transmembrane transport; neuromuscular synaptic transmission. NCBI's taxonomy places the organism in Eukaryota, Metazoa, Chordata, Amphibia, Anura, Ranidae. Gene Ontology annotation, cellular component: axon; plasma membrane; perikaryon. The record is from RefSeq and is a predicted model, not a curated record. The coding region runs from base 491 to 2233 and encodes 580 amino acids. The transcript is spliced from 10 exons. Gene Ontology annotation, molecular function: choline:sodium symporter activity.